Messenger RNA from Leishmania mexicana MHOM/GT/2001/U1103, 1503 nucleotides. RefSeq names its product putative poly(A) polymerase. Gene Ontology annotation, cellular component: nucleus. The coding region runs from base 1 to 1503 and encodes 500 amino acids. The transcript is spliced from 2 exons. Gene Ontology annotation, molecular function: poly(A) RNA polymerase activity; RNA binding. The record is from RefSeq and is a predicted model, not a curated record. NCBI's taxonomy places the organism in Eukaryota, Euglenozoa, Kinetoplastea, Trypanosomatida, Trypanosomatidae.
AUGGAGCGCGCGGCGGAGGCGACACUCGUUGGGGAUGCGUUUCCUCACUUCAACUUCGCCGCCGACGCAGCGGCGUCUACAGCACUGAGACGAGCCACAGAUGCGUUUUCGAUGGAAAAGACGGACGAGGUUGUGAGACUUGUUCGACAACUACUAGAGAAGCUGCUGCAGGCAGAGCCGUCGGCUGCGGCUGCGUGGACACAAGUAUACGUGUUUGGCUCGAGCGGUCUUGGUGCCGCUAUCACGGGUAGUGAUAUUGAUUUAAUUGCAUUGUGCUCCGCCUCUGUGAACACGAGUCUGUUUUUUCAGAAGUUCCCGCGCUCGGCUGAGGGGCGCCUGCAGGACGUCGUCGUGGUCACUUCGGCCCGCGUCCCUCUGAUCAAGUUUUCGUACAAUGGGGUUCAUGUCGAUCUCCUGUUUGCCUCCGUUGAUAUGCGGACGGCGCCUGACACGAAUGAGUUACUGCGCGACGACUUUCUUUCCCUGGUGUCGCUUCCCUGUCGGGCGACCGUGAACGGGAUCCGCACGAUUCUGGAGAUUCGUCGCCGCCUUCCCCUUCCACUUGACGCGUACGCCUGCGUGCUGCGUGCUGUUAAGUACUGGGCGGCGCGGCGGCAGGUGUAUGGGAACCUCUACACCUUCCCCAACGGCGUGUGUCUUGCCAUUAUGGUGGCCCGUGCCUGCCAGCUUUGCCCCGUCGCGGACAGUAGCGUGAUUUUGCGCUUCUUCUUCUCCCUGUACGUGUGGUGGCUCCAGCGUGGCACGCGCAUCGAUCCUGUUUCUAUUGUGCCCACGGAUGAGAACGUGGCCAUCGCGCGAGUACCGGGGAUGCCGCCGCCGUGGGAUGCUGUCUGGGACGCGGCGGACCUGUUCCCAGUGCUGAACCCGGCACGGCCCACCGUCAACGCCGCCCACGCGGUGGGCCGCAGUGGCCUGCAGCUCUUUUUGAAGGAACUCCUCCGCGCUGAGCAGUUGUGUUCCCUAGUCCCGAUGCCGUACUCGGCACUAUGGGAGCCAUACAACGUACUCGAUGAGCACCGCUUCUUUGUUGGCGUGCACAUCUCGAGCGAGCACCAGUCACUUGCAGCGUGCGAGGACACUAUCAAUGCAUGGAAGGGGUACGUAGAAAGCAAGUUACGUAUGUUUGUGUACGCGCUGGAGUGCGUGGCCGAGGUGCGGCCGUUCCCAUGCCCGGUUGUCGAUGAGCCGCCCCGAGCAGUGACUCGGAGAGGGGUGACGGUGCACUGCCGCUCUCGCGCAUUCUUCUUCGGCGUGCGCAACGGUAACAAGGAUGUGGCUCACAGCGAUGUGGAGUCCGCAUUCAGAGAGUUUGAGUUUGCAGUGACCGAGGGCACAACGGGAAAGAAUCCGUUUGUGUGGAACAGGUCAGCCAUGCUGGGGCCACGGCUGUCCUUCUUCUCCAUCUACGAUCCGCUGACAGCCGACUCACCGUGCCAGGCACUUUACAGCGCCUGCGCCGAGAUGAUGGGGUCGUCGGUGUGA